AUGGCUUCUUCAAACACCAAAAUCUCUCUCACAAUUACCCAUAUCGGUACAGCAACUGCUAUCUUAGACAUCAACGGUGUCAAAAUCCUCACAGACCCUUUCUUCUCUCCUGCCGGCACCGAAUGGGAUCUGGGUAUCGUUGUCCUCAAAAAUACGGACACCCCGGCCCUUGGUCUUGAGAAUUUGCCGCCAAUUGAUGCUAUUCUACUCAGCCAUGAAGACCACCCUGACAACUUGGACGAAGUCGGCCGCCGACUGUUGGAUGGCCGCCACGUCCUCACUACUAUGGAUGGCGCAACGAAGCUAGCUCCUCGUCCUGGUGUCCGCGGUCUUCGCCCUUGGGAAACCGUUACAUUGGCUAUCGGAGGAAAGAGGUUUGAGGUGACUGGCACCCCAUGCCAGCAUCUUCCUGGCGGAGAGUGUACUGGCUUUAUCCUGACAACAGAGGAAUUUGGUGUUAGCCCUGACGGCCGUCCCAAUGCCGUUUACAUCUCUGGUGACACGGUCUACAUCGAGGAGCUGACCAAGAUCCCUGAGAAGUGGCAUAUUACUGCUGCUAUCCUUAACUUGGGUAGCGCGCACGCACCGCUUCCUGAUGGUCCCCUGCAGAUCACGAUGGACGGUAAGCAAGGCGCCCGUCUCUUCCGUGAACUCAAGGCAGAUGUCCUCGUUCCUAUGCACUUCGAGUCCUGGGGCCACUUCAAGCAAGCUGGGAAAGAACUCAAGUCGGUUCUGAUUGAGGAGGGGGUCAACGAUAAGGUGCACUGGUUGGUACCCGGAAAAGCCCAGAAGGUUUUGUAA
This is a messenger RNA of Penicillium lagena, 801 nucleotides long. RefSeq names its product MBL fold metallo-hydrolase. The record is from RefSeq and is a predicted model, not a curated record. The coding region runs from base 1 to 801 and encodes 266 amino acids. The transcript has a single exon. NCBI's taxonomy places the organism in Eukaryota, Fungi, Ascomycota, Eurotiomycetes, Eurotiales, Aspergillaceae.